Messenger RNA from Adineta ricciae, 585 nucleotides. The record is from the annotation of a GenBank genome assembly. NCBI's taxonomy places the organism in Eukaryota, Metazoa, Rotifera, Eurotatoria, Adinetida, Adinetidae.
AUGGAUGGUACAUUUAGCAAAACGCCGCCUAAUUUCUGUCAAAUUUAUAUUAUUCACGCGCUCAAUUUUGAUACAUGUUUACCAUGUGUAUUUGGCUUAAUGGUUAAUAGAAAGUCGAUUACAUAUAAACAGAUUCUUAUGAAACUGAAAGAAAUCGCAGCUGAACGUGGCAAAUCUUUCUCACCUAACUUGAUAAUAACUGAUUUUGAACCUGCUCUACUCUCUGUGUUGAAAUCGGAAUUUCCAUGUUCGAAACAUAUGGGAUGUUUUUACCACUUCACCCAGGCGAUUUAUCGACAAAUUCAAUCUCUCGGAAUGCAACAACAAUAUGUGGACGAUGAAACAUUUCGUGGUCUUUGUCGAAAGUUGAUGGCAUUGGCUUUGAUGCCAAAAGAACAUGCGAAAAGCAGCUUCGAAGAAAUACACAAAGAUGCUGAUAAUCUACCUGAUCAAUCAAUGGAUCAGUUAUUGGAAUACUUUGAAGAUAAUUGGAUGAAUGAUGUGGAUCAGAGCCCUCAGCAGGCCACGAAGCCUGCUGCCUGCCUGGGCCUGCCUGUCUGUGACAGGCACAGGCCACGUUUUUAA